UAAGGUGAACAGUAAGGUGCAGGGUGGUGAGGCAGGAAGAAAGAAAGUGGUGAAGUUUGGUAGAGAAAUAAGACAAAACCGUUCUGUAUUAGGGCUGUUUUAUUAGUGUAUGUGUAUGCAUGAGUUCUGCAUCGAAUGGGCGCAAGAACCGCCCCAGAUCCUCCGGGAACAUCUUCCAGAUUGGGAAGCCUCCUUGCCGAGACCCACAGAGGAGGGAGAGUACCGAAAGUACCCGCAAAGCCCAACGCGCCGUGGCCGACUGCAGAAUGAUCGUCCAAGAAUUCAAUACGCUUGUGGCUCUGUACCGUGAGCUGGUCAUCUCCAUUGGCGAAAUCACUGUGGACUGUCCUUCCUUACGGGCCGAAAUGUUGAAGACCCGAACUAAAGGCUGCGAAAUGGCGAGAGCGGCACACCACAGUCUCUCCUUGAUAUCGGGGCCGGAGGAUGGGGAGAUCCACCCUGAGAUCUGUAGGCUAUUCAUCCAGCUGCAGUGCUGUCUGGAGAUGUACAUCACAGAGAUGCUCAAAUCUGUCUGCUUACUAGGGUCCCUGCAGCUCCACAGGAAAGGUAAGGAUUCUUGUGGCCCUACCGGGGUCGACAGUAAGAUAGAGGAGAGCUCAGAUAUCCCGAUCCUGGAGGACACCUCUUCCUCCCCCACUGACUUUCCUCAGCUCUGCUGGCUGGUGGCCAAUGACAUAGAAAACAUAGAAAGGGAUAUGAGGGAGAUGAAGAACCUUCUCAGUAAACUCAGGGAGACAAUGCCUUUACCAUUGAAGAACCAAGAUGACAGCAGUUUGCUGAACCUGACUCCCUACCCACUGGUCCGACAGAGGAAGAGGAGGUUCUUUGGGCUCUGUUGCCUGGUAACCAGCUAAGGGCCCCGCCUUCGUGGGUAGGAGGCGGCAACAAAGACACCAUUACCCACUGUCCUUCACCACUUGUGUCUCCCACCAAUCUAUUACUGCCAUUUUCAAAUAAAUUGCCUCUUUCUCUUUUUUUUAAAGGCUGUCCAUUUUA
Perca flavescens (yellow perch) is the source of this 1017-nucleotide messenger RNA. RefSeq names its product regulator of G protein signaling 7 binding protein a (gene rgs7bpa). The record is from RefSeq and is a predicted model, not a curated record. The transcript has 6 exons. The coding region runs from base 120 to 875 and encodes 251 amino acids. NCBI's taxonomy places the organism in Eukaryota, Metazoa, Chordata, Actinopteri, Perciformes, Percidae.